AUGGUCAAUCUCAGAUCAGGUAGAAUGCCUGAUUUAUCGAGGGGAUAUGUACCACCUAGGGCAGGCUCAGCAAACACCUAUGAUGACGGAUCCUUAUAUGUCCCGCAACGAACCGCUAAGAGAACGAAAUCAGUGUCGAAUGACGAAUUUGAAGACCCGGUUGAAGGCAUAGAGAUGUCUGACAAUGUGGGCGGCCCAAGCGGCCAAGGCUCUGGCCAUGAUGACUCAGUGAGUGAAGAAACUCACAUGAAGCUGGAGAUCACGCGCCUUCAGCCCGAAGUCGAACGAAUGAGAGAUAGUAGAGGAGAGCCUUCUACCGAAGAGAAGUCUUCCGAUGAGCACACCAGUAUGAAUAUGCGACGGUUUUCGCUAAAUCUCAUUUCUCAAUGCCUCGAGAUUAUCUAUUUGUCUGCUUAUGCUCUAUGGUCUGUCAUCAAGGAUAACUUCUCAGAGAGGCCUGCAGUCCGGAGAACUCGACUAUUUGAGGAGUUGGUUGGAAUGACAGCGAAGUCAAAGGGAUCUGUUAAGGCAUUUAUCAAAUGUUUAAUUGCCAUCGGAACUGAGUGUGCCCGUAUAGGAUAUCAAGUGCAGGAUUUCAUGCACUUUGACCGACUUCUUACAGGAGUUAGCAAGGAAUGGGCUUCUUUUAUAAGGUACUCUGCCGGUGAACCUCCUAAAAUGAAUAUGAAGACGCCUGUGAAUAAUGCUCAAGACUCUUUGAAAAAGAAUAAGAGCGCAAGGACAAGCACUUCCAGCCUGAGACAAGAGGCAGAAAUGCAAUCAAAACAUGCUAUCACUGCCAGAAAGUUGGCCACAUACACUCUGAAUGGUAAGAAUAAAGACAAGGAUAAGGAUGGGACUGGUUCCACCCCAGUUCAAAACAUCGUCGAGAGGUAUUCCGCACAAACGGAGAAGGCUUAUUCUAGUGGCCAGACUGGUGGAGAGACAGGGUCCUAUACUGCGGUUCGGGAGCUUACGCCACACCUCGCAAAGAGAUCAUCGAGACUAAGCCUGAAAAGGUCACCGCCAGUCACAUCAGAAAUGGCAGACGGAACUACAGUCCCCGCUACGGCUGUAGCCGCAGCUGUAGAGAAGGUUGAUAUACCUUCUGAAGGGGCGAAAAUCCCGUUGAGUGAUCUUCGAAUGGACACAUCCACCAUUUGCACCAAUCACCAGAACAGCGAAGCCAGCGAUGAGAUUUUUCAUUUAUGUUGCGGGUGA
Paracoccidioides lutzii Pb01 is the source of this 1221-nucleotide messenger RNA. RefSeq lists its product as hypothetical. The record is from RefSeq and is a predicted model, not a curated record. Bases 1 to 1221 code for a protein of 406 amino acids. The transcript is spliced from 5 exons.